UCGUGCCCCUCGGGAGGCACCGAGCUCCGUCGUCUCGUUUCCGGCGGUCGCGCGCUCUUUUCUCGGGACGGUAGAGCCUGUGUGAGCGUCGCCGUUACUCUGAGGAGAGGACUGUUGGUAUUGGCGAAGUCGAAGUUAGAGAGGACUGGGAGGCACUUUGCUGUCUUCAAUUAAGUUAAGGGUGUAAAAAUGCAGAGCAACAAAACCUUUAACUUGGAGAAGCAGAACCAUACUCCAAGGAAGCAUCAUCAACAUCACCACCAACAGCACCACCAGCAGCAACAGCAGCAGCCACCACCACCACCAAUACCUGCAAAUGGGCAACAGGCUAGCAGCCAAAAUGAAGGUUUGACUAUUGACCUGAAGAAUUUCAGGAAACCAGGAGAGAAGACAUUUACCCAACGUAGCCGUCUCUUUGUGGGCAAUCUUCCCCCUGAUAUCACUGAGGAGGAAAUGAGGAAACUAUUUGAGAAAUAUGGGAAAGCAGGAGAAGUUUUCAUUCAUAAGGAUAAAGGAUUUGGCUUUAUCCGCUUGGAAACACGAACCCUUGCGGAGAUUGCCAAAGUGGAGCUGGAUAAUAUGCCCCUCCGUGGAAAACAGCUGCGUGUGCGCUUUGCCUGCCAUAGUGCAUCCCUUACAGUCCGAAACCUUCCUCAGUACGUGUCUAACGAACUGCUGGAAGAAGCCUUUUCUGUGUUUGGCCAGGUGGAGAGGGCUGUCGUCAUUGUGGAUGAUCGAGGAAGGCCCUCAGGAAAAGGCAUUGUUGAGUUCUCAGGGAAGCCAGCUGCACGGAAAGCUUUGGACAGAUGCAGUGAAGGGUCUUUCCUGCUAACCACAUUUCCACGGCCUGUGACUGUGGAGCCCAUGGACCAGUUAGAUGAUGAAGAAGGACUUCCAGAAAAGCUGGUUAUAAAGAACCAGCAAUUUCACAAGGAGCGAGAGCAGCCACCUAGAUUUGCACAGCCUGGCUCCUUUGAAUAUGAGUAUGCCAUGCGCUGGAAGGCUCUCAUUGAGAUGGAGAAGCAGCAGCAGGAUCAAGUGGACCGCAACAUCAAGGAAGCUCGUGAGAAGCUGGAGAUGGAGAUGGAGGCUGCCCGCCAUGAGCACCAGGUUAUGCUGAUGAGGCAGGAUUUGAUGAGGCGCCAAGAAGAACUUCGGAGAAUGGAAGAGCUACACAACCAAGAGGUCCAAAAACGAAAGCAACUGGAGCUCAGGCAGGAGGAGGAGCGUAGGCGCCGUGAGGAAGAAAUGCGGCGGCAACAAGAAGAGAUGAUGCGGCGACAGCAGGAAGGAUUCAAGGGAACCUUCCCUGAUGCGAGAGAGCAGGAGAUACGGAUGGGCCAGAUGGCUAUGGGAGGUGCUAUGGGCAUAAACAACAGAGGUGCCAUGCCUCCUGCUCCUGUGCCAGCUGGUACCCCAGCUCCUCCAGGACCCGCCACUAUGAUGCCAGAUGGACCCUUGGGACUGACCCCACCAACAAGUGAACGCUUUGGCCAGGCCGCUACAAUGGAAGGAAUUGGAGCAAUUGGUGGAACCCCUCCUGCAUUCAACCGUGCAGCUCCUGGAGCUGAAUUUGCUCCAAACAAACGUCGCCGAUACUAAUAAAGUUGCAGUGUCUAGUUUCCUGAAUCCCUUAAAAGAAGGAACCCCUUUUGGACUAGCCAGAAUUCUACUUGGAAAAGUGUUAGGGAUUCCUCCCGAUAGUUAGGUCUUCCCUGCCUGUACUACUCUAGGGAGUAUGCUGGAGGCAGAGGGCAAGGGAUGGGUGAUAUUUAACAAAUCAGUUCUUUGUGAUACAUUGUUUAAUCAGUUCUCUCGGAUGCAUUCCUGAAAUCUCAAAACAUAACUGUUGAAGGCCUGGGGGGAGCCAUGGCAAAAUGGUUCCAGCUAAGAGUCCCAUUAAUCUUGAUCAUUCCGUUUUUUUGUCCAUUGUGUUUUUAUUUGCUUUCUUAUUCUCAUACCUCUUAAUCCCAGAGACACUGCCACAUAUGCUACAAAAAAUCAGACAUCUCCCAGUGACCUUAGCCCCUUUGCUCCAUUUGCUUCCCAGUGAGAAUUCAGGCAAAU
Molecule: messenger RNA, 2067 nt
Organism: Fukomys damarensis (Damara mole-rat)
Lineage: Eukaryota; Metazoa; Chordata; Mammalia; Rodentia; Bathyergidae
Gene: Nono
Product: non-POU domain containing octamer binding
Exons: 12
Coding region: 190-1602 (470 amino acids)
Biological process (GO): regulation of DNA-templated transcription
Cellular component (GO): nucleus
Molecular function (GO): RNA binding
Source: RefSeq, a predicted model, not a curated record